Otolemur garnettii (small-eared galago) is the source of this 3126-nucleotide messenger RNA. It is a transcript of the gene FTSJ3, whose product is annotated as FtsJ RNA methyltransferase homolog 3. The record is from RefSeq and is a predicted model, not a curated record. The transcript is spliced from 20 exons. Gene Ontology annotation, biological process: maturation of 5.8S rRNA from tricistronic rRNA transcript (SSU-rRNA, 5.8S rRNA, LSU-rRNA); maturation of LSU-rRNA from tricistronic rRNA transcript (SSU-rRNA, 5.8S rRNA, LSU-rRNA); rRNA methylation. Gene Ontology annotation, cellular component: nucleolus; preribosome, large subunit precursor; nucleus. Gene Ontology annotation, molecular function: rRNA (uridine-2'-O-ribose)-methyltransferase activity; rRNA (guanine) methyltransferase activity. Bases 396 to 2783 code for a protein of 795 amino acids. NCBI's taxonomy places the organism in Eukaryota, Metazoa, Chordata, Mammalia, Primates, Galagidae.
UUCCACUAUGGGCAAGAAAGGCAAAGUUGGCAAGAGCCGACGGGACAAAUUUUAUCAUUUGGCGAAGGAAACGGGUUACCGUUCCCGCUCUGCUUUCAAGCUGAUACAGCUCAAUCGCCGCUUUCAGUUCUUGCAGAAAGCCCGAGCCUUGCUGGACCUGUGUGCUGCACCAGGGGGAUGGUAACUCUUGAAGCAGAUUGCUCCUGAUGGGUUCCGACCCUGCCCAGCUUACUUAGGGUUUUGUUGGAGGGUUGAGGGAUUCGGGAUCCCUCUCCCCAAUACAUAACUUCAGCCUCAUAUCUCUCUGCACCCCAGAGCAUAGGUCUCUCUUUAAACUUCAGGGGCAGUUUCUUUUCUUGAUUGCAAAGAAAAGGCUUGGAAUAUGAACAUAGGACAUGGCUCUGGCCACUCACUGCACUUGGCAGGGGCUCCUGACAACACCGGCUGCAGGUGGCUGCCAAAUUUAUGCCUGUGUCCAGUCUUAUUGUGGGAGUGGAUCUGGUUCCUAUCAAGCCUCUCCCCAACGUGGUGACUCUCCAGGAGGACAUCACAACAGAACGCUGCAGGCCCUGAGGAAGGAACUGAAGACCUGGAAGGUUGAUGUCGUGCUCAAUGAUGGGGCUCCCAACGUUGGGGCUAGUUGGGUCCAUGAUGCUUACUCACAAGCUCAUUUGACACUGAUGGCUCUGCGUUUGGCUUGUGAUUUUUUGGCUCGUGGUGGCUGCUUCAUCACUAAGGUUUUCCGUUCUCGUGAUUAUCAGCCUCUUCUGUGGAUCUUUCAGCAACUGUUUCGCCGUGUCCAGGCCACUAAGCCCCAAGCUUCUCGCCAUGAAUCUGCAGAGAUCUUUGUAGUCUGCCAAGGAUUCCUGGCUCCUGACAAGGUUGAUAGCAAAUUCUUUGACCCCAAAUUUGCCUUCAAGGAAGUUGAAGAUCAGGCAAAGACUGUGACUGAGUUGGUGACUAAGAAGAAACCAAAGGCCGAAGGCUACGCUGAGGGUGACCUCACUUUGUAUCACCGAACCUCCAUCACUGACUUCCUUCGAGCUGCCAACCCUGUUGACUUCCUGUCCAAGUCCAGCGAAAUCUUGCUGGAUGAUGAAGAAUUGGCCCAGCAUCCAGCCACCACUGAAGACAUACGGGCAUGCUGCCAGGACAUCAAAGUGCUAGGGCGCAAGGAGCUCAGGUCCCUACUGAACUGGAGAACAAAGCUUCGGCGACAUGUGGCCAAGAAGCUGAAAGAGCAAGCAAAAGCACUGGACAUCAGCCUCAGCUCAGGAGAGGAAGAAGAAGGUGAUGAGGAAGAGUCAACCACAAGGCAACCCUCUAAGGAGGAGGAGGAGGAGGAACAACUGAAUCAGACCCUGGCAGAGAUGAAAGCCCAGGAGGUGGCAGAAUUAAAGAGGAAGAAAAAGAAGCUACUACGUGAGCAGAGAAAGCAGCGGGAGCGUGUGGAGCUGAAGAUGGAUCUGCCUGGCGUUUCCAUUGCAGAUGAAGGGGAGACUGGCAUGUUUUCCCUGCGUACCAUCCGGGGUCACCAGUUGUUAGAGGAAGUAACAAAAGGGGAUAUGAGUGCUGCAGACACAUUUCUGUCCGAUCUGCCAAGAGACGACAUCUAUGUGUCAGAUGUUGAGGAUGAUGAUGAUACAUCUCUGGAUAGUGACCUGGAACCAGAAGAACUGGCAGGAGUCAGGGGACAUCAAGGUCUCAAGGACCAGAGGCGUGUGCAAUAUACUGAAGUGGAUGAUAAGGAGGAAGAGGAAGAAGAGAAUCCAUUACUGGUACCACUGGAGGAAAAGGCAGUGCUACAGGAAGAACAAGCUACCCUGUGGUUCUCAAAGGAAGGCUUCAGUGGGAUUGAGGAUCAUACUGAUGAGGCCCUGGAGAUCAGCCAAGCUCAGCUGUUGUACGAGAGCCGUCGGAAGGGGCAGCAGCAGCAGCAGCAGCCACUGCCAUCACCACCACCUUCCAGUUUGAGGACUGAGAAAAAGUCUCCCCAUUGUGACAAUGAGGCCUCUAAGGGGACAGAGGCUUCUUCAGGGACAGAAGCUGCCACUGGCCCUGGAGGGGAAGAAAGAGAUGGCACCUCAGAUAGUGGUGAUAGUAGCAGCAGUGAGGAUGAAGAAAGGUGGGAGGCACCCCGUGGUAAGAAGCGCAACCGUGGGCCUAAGACAGAUGACGAUGGGUUUGAGAUAGUGCCUAUCGAGGACCCAGUCAAACAUCAGAUACUUGAUGCUGAAGGCCUUGCUUUAGGUGCUGUUAUUGCCUCUUCCAAAAAGGCCAAGAGAGACCUCAUAGAUAAUUCCUUCAACAGGUAUUCAUUUAAUGAGGAAGAGGGGGAGCUUCCAGAAUGGUUUGUGCAGGAGGAAAAGCAGCACCGGAUACGGCAGUUGCCUAUUGACAAGAAAGAGGUGGAGCAUUACCGGAAGCGUUGGAGAGAAAUCAAUGCUCGUCCCAUCAAAAAAGUGGCUGAGGCCAAGGCCAGGAAGAAAAGGAGGAUGCUGAAAAAGCUGGAACAGACCAGAAAGAAGGCAGAAGCUGUGGUGAACACAGUGGACAUCUCAGAACGAGAGAAAGUGGCACAGCUGCGAAGUCUCUAUAAGAAGGCUGGACUUGGCAAGGAAAAACGCCAGGUUACCUAUGUUGUAGCAAAAAAAGGUGUAGGCCGGAAAGUGCGCCGGCCCGCUGGAGUUAGAGGCCAUUUUAAGGUGGUGGACUCAAGAAUGAAGAAGGACCAAAGAGCACAGCAGCGUAAGGAGCAAAAGAAAAAACACAGGCGGAAGUGAGCAGUGCUUACUGGACCUCUAAGAAGACUAGGGGAAGAGUUGGUAUGGCCCACUCUGGCCAGCUUGCAUGGGUACAGAACUCCCAUGGCGGUCCAGAGCAGAGAGGAAGAAGUUCUCCUGCUUCAAGGUCUCCCAUGAAAGUACUGCUGAACUGUCCUUACAGACCCUACAACCCUUCCAUGAAGAAUGUGGGGGUACUGGAUAAAAAGUCAGAGUGAAACCAUAAGGGGAAGUUCAGUGUGGGGUGGCACUCAUUGUAGCCCAAUCCUGGGGAUAUGGGGCUUAAUCUUAAGCUUUCCCCCAUCCUAUUCUUGAAUAAAACCAGGGCAGUGGAAGAAAUGUC